AUGAUCAUUCGAGAAAACUACAUUGGCAUGGACCCUAUCAAACUUAAAGGAAUUGCAGAAUGGCCUGAACCAAGCACGGUAAAAGGUGUUCGCUCUUUCCUAGGGUUUGGAAACUUCUAUCGGAAGUUUAUUGCCAACUUCUCGGAUAUUGCCAAACCAUUGACGAAUCUUACGCGCACUGCCGCUGGAUCUCCACCUUUUGAAUGGACAACAGAAUGUCAGACAGCUUUCGACACAUUGAAGCAACAAUUCAGUACCGCCCCAGUACUGUUACUGCCUGACAAGGCAAAACUCUUUAUUGUUGAAUCCGACGCUUCCAAGUUUGCUACGGGUGCAGUUUUACGCCAAGCCGAUAUCAAUGGAGACCUCCAUCCUUGUGCCUACAUUUCACAGACGCUCAAUCCAGCUGAAUGGAACUACGAAAUCUACAACCGCGAACUCCUCGGAAUCAUUCGAGCCCUCACUGAAUGGCGCCAUUAUCUUGAAGGCUCUCCCCAUCCCGUCGAAGUUUGCAGUGAUCACAAGAACCUCACAUACUUCCGUACAGCUCAGAAGUUAAACCGCCGACAAGCACGAUGGAGUCUCAAAUUAUCACAAUUUGAUCUUCACCUCAUCCAUGUCCCUGGCACUCAGAUGAUCCAAUCUGAUGCGCUCUCUCGUCGUAAUGGACUCGAUGACAGUGAAAGUGACAACGAAGAUCGCAUUCUUUUACCCAACGCACUAUUCGUGCGAUCCAUUUCCCCGACACUAUUCGACGAAAUCAGGAAUCACGCAGCAAAAGACCUCAUUGUUCACGAAGCCCUCAAAGCGAUUGCGCACAAAGGGCCAUUCCCCAUGAAAUCAUCGCUUUCCGACUGGGAAGUUCGCGAUGGUGUCAUCCUCUACAAGGGAAAGAUUUACGUUCCACCAUCCGAAACUCUUCGUCGUGACCUCGUUCGACUACAUCACGACUCCCCUGCCAUGGGUCACCCUGGAAAGUUCAAUACUCUUGAACUGUUACGUCGUGAAUUCUGGUGGCCCGGCAUGUAUACAUUUGUCUACAAUUAUGUUGAAGGUUGUGCCGCCUGUCAACAAAUGAAACCGAAUACUCAUCCAACUCGUAUUCCUUUGGAACCAAUUCUCGCUGACCCACACGCAUUACCAUUUUCCUGUUGCACCACCGAUUUUAUUACUGACCUCCCCGUUUCCAACGGUUUUGAUUCAAUUAUGGUCGUAGUAGACCAUGACCUUACGAAGGGGGUGAUUCUUACGCCCUGCCUCAAAACAAUCACAGCCGAAGGAACGGCCAAGAUUUUUCAUGACAAAGUAUACUCGCGAUUUGGAUUACCCAACCGAAUCAUCUCGGAUAGAGGACCUCAAUACGCAUCCAAGGUCUUCCAAGAGUUAAAUCGACUACUCCAGAUCAGAUCAUCAAUGAGCACAGCUUAUCACCCUCAGACGGACGGAGAAACAGAGCGAGUCAACCAGGAGCUGGAAAUCUAUCUUCGACUCUAUUGCGGAAACAACUCUGAAACAUGGGCCGACCGCCUGCCAGACCUCGAGUUUUGUCAUAACACAAGGGAACACUCGGCACGGAAGAUGAGCCCAUUCCACAUCAUGAUGGGAUACGAACCACGUGGACUCCCUUCCGUAUUUCCGACCACGAACAUUCCAUCGGUUGAAUCCAGGCUUGACAUGUUGCAGAAGAUAAGACUAGAAGCACUAGCCAUGCACGAGUUAGCCCGACAACAGAUGGCGGACCGAGUCAGACAAGGAUCGCCGAAGUUUACACUAGGACAGAAGGUCUGGCUAGACUCGAGGAACCUGAAGGUCAAUUACGCCUCGCGCAAGAUAGCACCAAAGCGUGAGGGGCCAUUCGAAAUUGUCGAAGUCAUCGGACCAGCCAACUAUCGUCUCAAACUCCCGAAGACCUGA
This is a messenger RNA of Sparassis crispa, 1914 nucleotides long. RefSeq lists its product as hypothetical. The record is from RefSeq and is a predicted model, not a curated record. NCBI's taxonomy places the organism in Eukaryota, Fungi, Basidiomycota, Agaricomycetes, Polyporales, Sparassidaceae. The transcript has a single exon. Bases 1 to 1914 code for a protein of 637 amino acids. Gene Ontology annotation, molecular function: nucleic acid binding. Gene Ontology annotation, biological process: DNA integration.